GGAUCAAAUGAAGCAAUGUUGGAUAUAUCAAAAUCAUUUAUUUAUUUUAACUAAUAAAUUUCAAAUUAAUAUUGGCCUUCUAAUAAUCUAUUUAUUUUUUAUUUUUCCUUUUGUAUUAACACAAUCAAAUAAUUCAUGCCUAAGUAUCGGAGAGUGGGGACAAUGGGGAGAUUGGGGGCAAUGUAUUACUGCAAUACCAAUUAAUGUUAGCAUUCAGCGUCGGAUACGAACAUGCAUGGCCCAGCCUAGUGGCUGUAAUGAUGCGCAAUCUAUAUUUGAAUGCCCCAGCGUGUAACACUUCUACAACGACAACUUCAUUAUUACCAACAACCCCUCCCACAACAACCCCUCCACAAACAACCCUUCCACCAAC
Messenger RNA from Meloidogyne enterolobii, 373 nucleotides. The record is from the annotation of a GenBank genome assembly. Lineage: Eukaryota; Metazoa; Nematoda; Chromadorea; Rhabditida; Meloidogynidae.